This is a messenger RNA of Symbiodinium pilosum, 300 nucleotides long. NCBI's taxonomy places the organism in Eukaryota, Dinophyceae, Suessiales, Symbiodiniaceae. The record is from the annotation of a GenBank genome assembly.
GACAGCCAUGGCAAAAGCCCUUUCCAACACGCAUGCCUUCGUGGGGGCCACGUGGCUGCCAUGCGUUUCCUGUUGGAGGCUCGUGCAGACAAGGAUUCCGUUGACAAGAUGGGCAUGACUCCAUUGCAUGAGGCAUCUGCUGGUGGUGUUGUGGAAAUUGUGCGUCUGCUUCUUGAGGCAGGGGCUGAGAAGAAUAAAGUCGACAGCUCAGGCAAGACUGCAUUGCAUUGGGCCUGCAAGCAGGCUCCGUAUGCAAUCGCACGGUUGCUGGUCGGAGCUGGUGCAGACAAGGACAUAGCU